CAAAAUAAAUAAACAAAGAAUUAAAAAUAUGGCGAAGUUAUUUUAUUUUUGUAAAAAGUGCAAUACGAGUCAAUUGCAACUUGCUACCGCGGCAUAUCACAUACGCUUUAAAAUAAAACCACAAGAAUAAAAAUAUUAUUUUUUUGUUAAAUCAAUUCUAUAGCACGCCAAAUUAAUGGAGAACCAAGAAUUAUUACAAUGUCCUUAUGAAAAGAAUCAUAGCAUUUUAAAACAUCGCAUGCAGGUUCACUUAACCAAGUGCCGUCGUAAUCAUGUAAAUGUACCUAAAGUAACGUGUCCCUUUAAUGUUACACAUGUGCUCAAUAAGCCCGAAUUAGAGUUCCAUGUUAUGAUCUGUGCGGAGCGAAAAACUUUUGAAAAUUUUCGUAAUGUUGAAGAACCCAUAACUAAACCUACAAUACCGCCACCCAUGCCUGUUUAUGAAAGUGAAGAAAAUUGGGAUAACGACGAUGCACCCACAUACAAUCCUCAAGAGUAUGUGGCAAAAGCAACAGUACUGCGUAAUUUACAAGGUGCUACACCUUCGGAACGCAAGAAAUUUAGACAACAGGAACGUUUACGUUACUUGGGUAUAGAUGAUUGAUUAGUUUUUAAGUAUAAAUAUUAUACAAAGUUUUAAUUUUGUACGUUUUAAUUUGUAUUGUAAUUAUUGUGAAAAUAUUUUAAAUCAUUGAUAUUUUUUACACAAAUUCUUUAAAAUUUAUUUUUUAUAAUCUCAUAUUUUUUGUAUUCCAAAUGUUUUUAAAACUUGACAAACUAAUUAAGUGAUAUUGUAUCAAAGAUAUUUGUAUAAAUAAAGUGGGAAUAUUAAAAAAUGCAUCAAAUCUU
This is a messenger RNA of Lucilia sericata (common green bottle fly), 849 nucleotides long. RefSeq names its product gametocyte-specific factor 1 homolog. Lineage: Eukaryota; Metazoa; Arthropoda; Insecta; Diptera; Calliphoridae. The coding region runs from base 176 to 604 and encodes 142 amino acids. The transcript has 2 exons. The record is from RefSeq and is a predicted model, not a curated record.